Molecule: messenger RNA, 1881 nt
Organism: Schistosoma rodhaini
Lineage: Eukaryota; Metazoa; Platyhelminthes; Trematoda; Strigeidida; Schistosomatidae
Source: the annotation of a GenBank genome assembly
AUGAUUGUUAGUCCGUGUUGUCGGAUUAUCAGAAGUUGCUGUGUGAGCAAUCGAGGGACGUUUCAUUCUCGCUUGGCCGCCUUGUACCCUUCAUAUAUCAAAAUACCUAACAACCACGCUCGGAUAAUUGUUACAAAGUCUAGAAAAAUCAACCGUCCUUCUAGUUCAUUUAUUAUUGACACGAAAGAAGCCAGGCAGCGUAAUUCAGAUUCAUCAACAGUGAGUUCAGACCUGGAUGAAAUUUUAAAGGAUCAAACACCAUCAGCACAGCUUCGACUAGUAGAUGCCUAUCGUAGAGGUUUUCAAUCGUCAACUGACAGUGGGAAGUCAUCAAAUAAAAUGCAGAUGUGGAGGACAAUUAUUAUAAAGACUAUUCUUUUUGGGGUGGUCUCUUGCUUCACCAUAGUGUUUUUAAAAAAGACACUUGGUGGUACGUUCCCGAAAUUCUUGGACCAGAAUAUAGGGUCGUUUGCUGAAAACACUGACGUUAGCUUUAGUGACGUCCAAGGAUGUGAUGAGGUCAAAAAGGAACUCGUGGAUGUCGUUGAAUUUCUUAGAAACCCUGAAAAGUUCAAUCAGAUUGGAGCUAAACUCCCUAAAGGUGUUCUCCUUGUGGGUCCUCCUGGAGUUGGAAAAACCUUACUCGCUAAAGCCGUGUCUGGAGAAGCCCAAGUCCCUUUCUUAUAUGCUUCUGGGAGUAGUUUCGACGAAGUCCUCGUUGGACUAGGAGCUUCUCGUAUUCGACAACUUUUCACCACUGCCAAACAGAAUUCACCAUGUUUGGUAUUUAUUGAUGAAAUAGAUUCUAUCGGGGGAAAUCGAACAUUUUCUCCUCAUCAUCCCUUUGCGAAUCAGACAAUUAACCAGCUUCUCGCAGAAAUGGAUGGGUUCCAGUCGAAAGAAGGAAUUAUUGUUUUAGGUGCAACAAAUCAAGCAGAAGUCUUAGACAAGGCUUUAUUGAGACCUGGUCGUUUUGAUGUCCAAAUUCAUGUAUCACCACCAACUUAUGAAGGCAGAAUAGCUCUUCUAAAUCUUUACUUGAAAAAAGUAAAAACAGGCUCAAGUAUUGAUAUAGAAAAGUUGGCCCAUGGAACAGUUGGAUACACUGGUGCGGAUAUACAAAAUUUGGUUAAUCAAGCUGCUAUUGCUGCUGCACUACGUAAUGAUCCUUUUGUUGAAAUGCAUCAUUUAUGGGAUGCUCGUGAUCGAUUAAUAAUGGGACCAGCUAAACGUCGUCCAUUGGAUGAUCAAACUAAUCGAGUGUCAGCAUUUCAUGAGGCUGGUCAUGCUUUAGUAGCAUUGCUGACUGCGGAUAGUAUACCAUUACACAAAGUUACAAUUAUUCCUCGAGGUGAGGCAGGCGGUCUUACUAGUUUUCUACAAGAGAAAGACAUAAGUUUUAUGACUCGUGCACAAUUAUUAGCUCAAUUAGAUGUAUUGAUGGGUGGUCGAGUUGGUGAAGAAUUAGUUUUUGGUGCAGACAAAGUUACCAAUGGUGCAGCAGAUGAUUUUCGAAAAGCAACAAUUUUAGCUCAAAAUAUGGUGAAACGCUUCGGUUUUUCAAGUAAAAUUGGACCAAGAGUUAUACCAGAUACUCAGGAUGAACAACUUGGUGAAGCUACACGUGACCUAAUCGAUAAGGAAGUUGACCAAUUACUCAAUGAUUCUUUAACUCGUGUACGUACUUUACUAUCUAGUCAAAGUAAACAACAUAAACUUCUAGCUGAAGCAUUACUUCAUUUUGAAACAUUGACCAAAGAUGAAGUAUUAGCAGUAUUAGCUGGUAAAAUGAAACCUCCAAAAACUCAAUCAGUAACAUCAAAAUCAACAACUCUUCUACCACAGUUAGGUCCUUCAACAUCACCUGAAAUUCACGUAUAA